This is a messenger RNA of Diabrotica virgifera virgifera (western corn rootworm), 761 nucleotides long. RefSeq names its product histone deacetylase complex subunit SAP30 homolog (gene Sap30). Gene Ontology annotation, cellular component: histone deacetylase complex. Gene Ontology annotation, molecular function: transcription coregulator activity; protein binding. Bases 133 to 648 code for a protein of 171 amino acids. The transcript is spliced from 3 exons. NCBI's taxonomy places the organism in Eukaryota, Metazoa, Arthropoda, Insecta, Coleoptera, Chrysomelidae. The record is from RefSeq and is a predicted model, not a curated record. Gene Ontology annotation, biological process: regulation of DNA-templated transcription.
AAGUCAGAUUACGCGUUGUGUGGUGGGGAUCGCGUGUACACUGUGUUCAAGGUGUAAACAUUCGGCGAUCGGAUUGUUGUGGGUUUGGAAGAUGUUGCAUCAAUCAGCUGAUUCUUGUAGUUAAAAAUACAAAUGAACGGUUUUAGUACGGGUGAAGAGGAUUCACGAGGCCCUACAGAUCAAAUCUGUUGUUUGAUUGAUAAUAGUGAACGGUGUAUAAAACCAGCUGGAAACGCAUCCUACAGUAAAAAAAUUGAAAAAACUGCCAUCCAAAGGAGGUUGAAUUUUGGCAUAGAUAGCAACGCAAGGCACAAUUAUAUCUGUGACCAUCACAAGAUGAUCAUUCAAUGUGCAAGGACAAAAAGAAGAAGAAAAGAAUCGGAAGAUGACUCAAAUGAAACAGACACAGAUCUUCCAGAAGUAGAUCUAUACCAAUUACAAGUAAACACCCUGAGAAGGUACAAAAAACAUUAUAAGGUGCCAAUGAGGCAAGGACUGAACAAAGCCCAGCUUGCAGAUACGUUAAUGAAGCACUUUAAGACGAUUCCUGUGAAGGAAAAAGAAGUGGUAACUUUCUUCAUAUACACUGUAAAGACAAACGCCAACAAGCUGGAUCAGAAGAAUGGUAUCAAUAAUGACACUACUUAAUGCUCGUGCAAUUAAAAUAUGAAGUAAUUUUAAGUCAUAAUCAUAUUUAAGUGUUGUAAUAUUUUUUAAUUUUUUUUCUAUAAAAACAAUAAAAAGUAAAAGUACAAAUGAAA